This is a messenger RNA of Penicillium subrubescens, 1692 nucleotides long. RefSeq names its product serine hydrolase domain-containing protein. The transcript is spliced from 4 exons. The coding region runs from base 1 to 1692 and encodes 563 amino acids. The record is from RefSeq and is a predicted model, not a curated record. Lineage: Eukaryota; Fungi; Ascomycota; Eurotiomycetes; Eurotiales; Aspergillaceae.
AUGCUUUUUGAUAAGGUACUUGUUGCGUCCCUAUUGGGAUUCGCAGCAAGCUCAUCAGCAGCUACUAUUGUAGCCAUCGAUGAAGUCCCUCUGAUUGGACCAGCCUUCAUUUCCAAUUUCGAUCCAUCAAACUCAACUGCCAUACAUACUGCAAAAUCCAAGUUUCCUCGUCUAAUUGAGAAUCUCUUCUCCAAAGGAACCCUCAAUAAGACAGACUUGGCCUUUUCAGUGGAUGUGUUCUCGGCGGCAACCAACAAAUCUAUCUACUCCUAUUCGCACGUCGGAAAGGAUGCCAAUCACACUUUGACUGCUGGGGUCCUCAAUGACAAGACGAUAGCGCGCAUUGGAAGCGUCACCAAGCUCUUCACGGCUUAUGCCCUCAUCGCGAAGGGAGGAAUGGAAGUCUUGAGCCAGCCAGUGACCAAGUUCCUUCCGGAACUGGCUGGUAACUCUUCUGAUGAUCGGUUGUUGAGGCUCAGAUGGGAAGAUAUCACCGUCGGCGCAUUGGCAGCUCAGCAGGCUGGUACUGGAGGACCGGGUGAUUUUUUUUCAAAAUACUACAAACCCGAUGAUCCAUCGAACUACACAGUGAAAGAUUUCCUAAACUUCAUGCGCGACGAUAAACGACCUGUGAUCUCCCCAUUCCGCAAUGCCAUCUACUCCGAUGCCGGAUAUACUGUUCUAGGACAAGUCGUCGCUCGACUAGCAGGCAAGAAGACAUACUCCGAAGCAAUCCGCGACAUUCUGUUCAAGCCAUUGAGCCUGGAUAAUAUGUCGACAAAGGCCCCCAAGGGAUCUGGAUUGAAUGCAAUCGACCGGUCAAGAAUCGACAAAAGUUCAUCUUGGGGUCUUGAUCUGGAAGUUGUGGCAUCAUCUGGCGGUAUUUAUGCGAAUGGUGCAGACCUUCGAGCAGCAGGUCUAUCCAUCCUCAACUCCGAACUACUCUCACCCGCCAACACAUCCGAGUGGAUGAAGCCUCGCAGUGGUACCGGCACUCUAGUCGAACUUGUAGGAGCACCAUGGGAAAUCUCUCGUCUGGAGAUCCCCGUUUCCCCCGGCUCGAACCGGACUCGAAUCUCCGAUCUCUAUACAAAGGCUGGUGGUAACAAGGACUACACCACCAUCUUUGCCCUUUCUCCAGAUCAUGGUAUUGGCUUUUCGAUCCUCAUCGCUGGGGACACUGCCACGCCUGCCCGAUGGCCUCUCCGGGAUACAGUUGGUCAAACGUUUAUCCCCGCUGCCGAGCAUGCAGCCUGGGAGAAUGCCAAACGAAAUCUUGCGGGAACCUUCGUCGAUAAGUCCACGCCUGGUACCAACCUGACAUUGACGGUUGACAAGGGCCGCCCUGGUCUUGGACUGGGCGCUUUCUGGGUGAAAGGCCAGAAUGGCCGUGAUAACCCUCACUGGCGCCUCUAUCCAACUGGUCUUAACUCCAUCUCGCGCUCGUUGUCAGCACUCUACAGGAGCCAAGGAAAGAUGCGUGUGGCUCACCGCAUGGCAGAGCCAGAGCCUCCAAUGAAGCCCCGUGCUGCUGUUGAAGGAGGAAAGGGAGGUUUAUUUGAUAACUCGUUCACGUGGAUGAACAUUGACUUUGCGGGUCCGGCUGAUGAGUUUAUUUUUGAUCUUGUCGAUGGGCGACUCGUCAGUGUUGAGCUCCCGGUGACUGGUAUGGUCCUGCAUCGAGUUGAAUAA